UCUACGAAUUCUUAAUUGGAGAACCCCACAAAGAUGGUUAUCUGUAACGACCCUAAGUACCUGGCAUAAAGAAGUCUCACAAAUUGAGACUGAAGCCGGAAUAUAUAAGGCUUCACAAUGUUCACAGUAUGGAAUCCUUGUAGAUGAAUCAACUCGUGAAGAAAAUAAAUAUUUCGUUGUAUAUAUAAUGUUCUGGGAUCAUAAAAAAAACAUUCCAUCAGUAAUUGUAACCAAUCUUGAGGAUUUACAUAACUGUACUGGUCAAUCA
Racocetra persica is the source of this 268-nucleotide messenger RNA. The record is from the annotation of a GenBank genome assembly. Lineage: Eukaryota; Fungi; Glomeromycota; Glomeromycetes; Diversisporales; Gigasporaceae.